Messenger RNA from Siniperca chuatsi (mandarin fish), 5566 nucleotides. RefSeq names its product arfaptin-1-like. Gene Ontology annotation, cellular component: trans-Golgi network membrane. Gene Ontology annotation, biological process: intracellular protein transport; regulation of Arp2/3 complex-mediated actin nucleation. Gene Ontology annotation, molecular function: protein domain specific binding; phospholipid binding. The record is from RefSeq and is a predicted model, not a curated record. The transcript has 8 exons. Bases 255 to 1244 code for a protein of 329 amino acids. NCBI's taxonomy places the organism in Eukaryota, Metazoa, Chordata, Actinopteri, Centrarchiformes, Sinipercidae.
AUCGAGCGUCCCCUCCAGAAAUUAACGGCUUGAAAACACUUCCGGGUGUGUUUGGCUCUUCCUCGCUUUAGCUUCAUAACUUUUUAAACAGAGUUUGGUUCAGUUUUUUAAGUUCGUAACAUCUAAAUAUGAACAGUUAACGAAAGACCGGAGACAAAGAAGGAGGAAAGUUAACGAUUGGAGGAAGAAGAAAAAGGAGGAGUUUGUUUUUAAAGCUGUGAAGUAGGAAGAAGAAAAGUGGGCGGAGCAAGAGGAUGGAGGGGGCGGGGCAGAGAGGAGGCGUCGGCCUGGCAACUGGCGUCAAAGACGAGGAGACUCCUCCGAGGGAAGCAAACAGUAACUGCAACCACACAGACAACGGUGUCACUUCCUGUCCAGCUGAAGCCACGCCAGAGGUCACCAUGGAAACAGAGCAGAGCAAAGUGACACCGCAGAAACCAGGAAGUGGACCUGUGGUUGUUCAAGGCAACAACAAGAACCCAGCCAGUGAGAAGCUGCAGAGAGUCCGCAAGUGGAGCAUCACCACCUAUAAGUGUACCAGGCAGGCUCUGUCAGAGAAGCUCGGUCGUGGAUCUCGUACGGUGGAUCUGGACCUGGAGCCUCGUAUCGAGCUGCUCAAAGACGACCGACAGCGCUACGAUAACAUGACCAAGCUGGCUCAGACGCUGGCCAAUCAGCUCGCUGAGUUCACAGUUACCCAGAAGACCCUGGGGGACACCUUCACCGAGCUCAGCCUCAAAACACCAACACUGCAUGUGGAGUUUGGUGUGAAUGGAGAGGCUCAGAAGUUUCUGUCUAAGAGCGGUGAGACUCUGACAGCGGCCAUUAACGCCUUCACGUCCGACAUGACCACUCUCGUCAACAAAACCAUCGAGGACACUAUGAUCAACGCCAAGCAGUACGAGGCUGCCAGGAUCGAGUACGAUGCGUACCGAGUCGACCUGGAGGAGCUGAAUCUGGGGCCCCGGGACGCCAUCACCCUGCCCAAACUGGAGCAGGCCCAGAAAGACUUCCAGAGCCAGAGGGAGCGGUACCAGAGGAUCAGAGACGACCUGUCCGUCAAAAUCAAGCUGCUGGAGGAGAACAAGGUCAAAGUCCUCCAAAACCAGUUGUGGCUGCUCCACAGCGCCGUCGCUGCUCACAGUUCGUCGUGUCACAGUUUCCUCGAGCAAAACAUCCGGCAGGCUGGCAAACACCUCAGCAACCCCAGCGUGGACGCCCCCUCCUGGCUGGAGGAAAGUUGACACAACAACAACAACCAAAAUUGGCCAGAUUUGGGUUCGGAAGAUGUUUUGGGAUAAACGGACGCUAUUGAUCGCAAAGUUAGGGACAGGAUUGUUUGGUUUUUGGAUGGAUUUCCAGCUUCUGGAAAGCUCUGGAAAACUGAGUGUUCGCUACAGAAACGGGGAGUUAAAAUUAUUUUGGAUGUUGAAUGGGUUUCCUGGGUCCUGACAUACGUCCUGCAGGCCUGCAAAGGCUUAUAAAAGCUAGAAUUUCAUUACUUUUCAGGUCUUAAAAUGUUGUGGAACAGGUUUUGAAAGUUUUGAAAAGUAUGUUCAUUAUUUUUAACUUGUGAAAUGAUAUUUAGGACAAAGGCGGGUCUCAAGAAUGAUCUCUCUUUCUAUACAUACUAUACAUACAUUCACAGACAUACAGUACUUGCGACUUCUGACCUGUUUUCUUGCCUCUGUCUCAGCGCGUUGGGGAGUAAAUCCAUCUAAUCCUCUGUGAGGCACUAAGCCUUUCUUUGAACUUUAAAAAUCCUGAGCCACUGCAGUCAGAAACUCACAGUGACCAAAAGCGCCUCAACACCACUGCAGAAAAACAGCUUCACUGUCUACAAGGGCUGGUACGAUCCACAACUCUGCACCAGCUGGCUUCCUAUAGACAGUUCUGCUUUGGAUCUGGGUCCAGGUUGAUAAGAUACCUGGACUCUUAUUGAAUCAUCCUUCUUGUUCUUUUUUAUUAGCAAUAAAAACAUUCAAGUAGAAGCUUCUUUUUAGCCGGGAUAAUCACUUUUGGCGUUUGAAAUGACAAAUGUUUCCGGCAGCAGAUCAUAUUCAGCUGGAGCUAAUUAACGUUAAUGCCAGAAGUUAUUUACUAAAAUGAAACUUGGCUGUUCUCUGGUUAAUGUGUUCUCUGCAAGCCGGUGUUUGUUUUUGGCCAAAGAUUAUUUGUGAGGUAAAAGAAGCACAUUUUAGUAUCACCACUCUACGAUUGCAAAAGUGGACUGUGUGUUUUUGAAGUUCAACAAGACCAACAGAGUGAUGAGUCUUCUCUAGAGAAAUGAACAGCUGAUCUCAUCACAUCGAUUUCAAAUUGUCGGAAUCUCCUGGUUAAACUUUAUUCCACAUCAUAUCAAUCAUUUAUGCUUGUCAACUUAAUCAGGACCUCCAGUAUUUGAAUUAAGUAUUUGGUGAAAAAUAAGAUGUAAAAGUAAGUAGACUAUACAUGUUAUUCUAAUGUGUCAGAUACGUUUAAUCAACAUGCCAUAUCGUUUGUGGCUCUUCUCAUUUUCAGAUUGUAGCUACAGGUUGUGAACAAAAAUUAGGCAACCACUCAAAAGUAAAAAUCUUCUAGUAACAUUAAACAUUUGUUACAAAUGUUGACAGCUGAACCCAAAUAAGGGAUUAGAAAGGAUUCAGAUUUGAUAAAAUGCUAUCAAACUCCAGCACCAGCAUGCUACACGUUGAGGAAAGAGUUGGACUAUAAACUUAACUUUCCAGCUACAUACUUUCAGCAGCACCUUCCUGGUCAUUUCCUUCUCUGGUUUACAUGACAAGACGCUCAGCAAGUAUGUCGAUGAUAUUGCCUUGUUCGUUGUUAAACACGCGUUAGUUGUAGCCAAUCUUUUAGGCAAGGUUUCACCCAUAGCCAAAGGUUUUGUGUUUAUUAACUGUGUCUCCCAUCAAACCCUAUAUCAUCACUGCUGCUGGAAAACAGCUUCACUGUUCAUAACACUCCACCAGCAUGCUACACGUUGAGGAAAGAUUUGGAUGAUUAAUGGAUGUCUACCUGCAAGGCUAACUUGCUAGCCAAAGAUUUAGUUUCAGCAGCACUUUUCUGGUUGGCUGCUGGCCGUUUCUUUCUCUGGUUUACAUGACAAGAUGCUCAGCAGUCUGUUGAGACCAAUAAUUUACUACGAACCAAAAAAUGUUGCUGUAUGUUGACGAUGUUGCCUUAUUUGUUGGAGAGGUUGGCUGUAACUAAUCUAGCCAAUCAGUAACUAACGUGUAAGUGUUUAUUUGUUGUCUGUCUGAUCUAAUGAUGUGAUAUCAUAAGUCUAUAAGCCCCUUUUUUAAGUUUAGACCUCAACCAAGACUUCCUAUACAUUUUUGAUGAUCUAAAAUUGCGUCCACCACCCACAGUGGUUAGUACUUCUCACUGUAUCCACUUACACUCCACUUACAUUCCACUUGAUAGACAGCUAAUAUUAAUUAAAUAAAAAUUAUUUUAUAUAUCAGACAGCCUCACAGUAAGUCUAGUGUGUUAAUUUUCUACAACUCAAGAAGGUUAUCGAUUUUCUUGUUUAUUGGUGUUGAAAAGCUACCGACUGACCGCCAGAUUAUUCAUGUCUGCUCCAUGAAAGGCUUCAUUAUCAUGAAUCUCUGAGCCAUCAUUCAAGUUUAAAACCAAUGUACACCUUUUACAAAACUUUAAAAAAAAAAAAAACUGUUUUUCAAAAUCAUGUUUUCAGUCUUGAAAUACUGUGUUGUAAAAGGCCUAAGAGAUUAUAUUCAGUUUAGUUGAAAAUACUGAAUAAAUGUGCUGCAUUUUUGUAUGUUUUUUGUUUUUUUUCUGAUUGAGACCAAACGUUUGGUGGCUCUCCUGUUCAUCCUGAUUACCAUUUGAUGGACAAAAUAAUAGAAACAUGACAAUAAGAUGCAAUUCAAUGUAACAGCCAGACAUUUGUGAAGCUUAAACGCCCAGCUGUUGUUCAGUCUGAGGUUUUCAUUAAACUCAGGGGUGAGUUUUAAGGCUGUGUUGAAUUGAAUUGCACUGUAAUUUAAAAUGUUGCUGUUAUUUUGUCCACCUGCUGAAUGUCCUCACACUCUUUGCACUCUAUUCAAAGCAUUAUCUGCCUUAAAUGUCUCCUGUGAUACUGUUUGAUGAAAUGUUUGGUGAAUUGACUCCUUUCAGACCAUUUUGUGAAAAUAUAUGAAUGUGUUUUUGUUUGUCACUGUACGUCAGUGUACAACUAUGCAAUGCUUUUGUGCAAUAAUGUCUCGAAAACCUUACCUUAAACCCUACCUGUACACUGCUAAUGACUUUGUCUCCUGUCCCGCCAGAAUUAAAUAUUGCCUUAAAGGGAAAUUCCACUCAAUUUAAAAAAUUUAAAACAGUUGUUGCUGCGACGUGUUAGAGGCCAAAAGCUGCUCCAACUUACAGAGUUGUUAAAUCAAGAAGAAACAAAACAGGGUUUGACUGUAAACUUUACAGUCAGUUAGAGAGGAAACUGGCAAAAUUUAGAUUUUUAAAACUUAUUUUCAGGAGAUACAGAUACGUUUUUUUGUGAUCCAAACAUACUGUAGCAAACUGUUUUUCAAUUUUUUCUUUGUUUGCUUGUUUGAGUUCAUUUUUGACUUUGGAAACAGUAUCAGUACAGAAAUCUUUACUCAAGGUCCACUUACUAGCUUUUUUUCCAGCGCUUUCAAGCUAGUCGAUGGGGCUAAGAAGUCCAGUAUUGUGUAGGCUCUUCCACUGAGGAAGACUGUGAGAUGUGGUAGAAAGCCCCUUUUUUAUUUCCUUUUGUACUAAGAUCACUGGAAAACAAAAAGAGAAAUAAUUAACAACUACUGUACAUAUAUAUGCCUCAUGGAAAUCUUAUUUUUCAUAUUCUACACUACAGUAAACGAUAAAUUUUUAAAGUGAGUGCUCUUUCCCUUAAAUAUUAGUUUUUUCUACCACUGUCAGAGAUAGUUAUUGGCCUGGGAUGUUUUUUUAAUGUCAUCACGUCACCUGCGAUCAGAUUAGAGUGAGGAAAUGAUUCAAUUCGAUAUGAGACUAACUCCAGUCUUCCCUUAAUUAUUUUCAAGCUGCCAGACUUUUACAGAGUUUUUACGAAAACCAUUGAAAUCACUAUAAUCUCAUCUGUGCAGUUUUGAGGGAAAAUUUGGGCUUUUCUAGCGGGGGAAUGAACGUUUUGGGUUUUUUAGCAUCAGUGUUUGUUGUCUCCUGGCUUUCCUCCAGCAGACUGAUCUCAUGCUCAUAACAAACGUUUGAAGAAAUCCCCUCAGAAGUGGACUGCUGACCCUGGAUCAGUCUCAAAAACGGCCUGCAGUCCAUUUCUACCAGACCAAAAAUUAAGGGAUAAAGGGUAAAGGGGAAUUUUCCCUUUUUUAUUUGAAUUAAAUGCCAAACAAGGACCAAAAUGUACAUAAAUACUAAAUUGUUUUAAUCUUGUUGGAAAUGUUUGUAUGACAAAUUGAACCGAAUAAAUCUAUUGAGAGAAAAAAUGAGUGAAUUUCUGGUUUAUGCAACUGUUAAAGUCCAAACAAAACCAAUUUACUGUGUGAAACUGAGAUGAUUAACUCAGUAAUUAAAGCUUUUACGAGCUUUAGUUUCA